Molecule: messenger RNA, 243 nt
Organism: Dovyalis caffra
Lineage: Eukaryota; Viridiplantae; Streptophyta; Magnoliopsida; Malpighiales; Salicaceae
Source: the annotation of a GenBank genome assembly
AUGGGGACCAAGUUACUGCUAAGUGAUCUUGCUUCAUUAUGCGUGAAACAAAUUCCUUCCAAUUACAUCCGUCCUGUCUCUGACCGUUCGAAUUUUUCUGAGGUUGAAACAUCCGACUUCAUCCCUCUGAUCGACCUUGAAGGCUUGCACGGUCCUCGCCGCUCGAAGAUUAUCAAGCAGAUUGGCCAAGCAUGCCAAGACUAUGGUGAAGAACCAUGUAGUUUCCGAGAAGAUGAUGAAUAA